AUGUUGAGGCUGGUUGUCGCGUUCACUGUGCUGCUUGGCGCUGUGGUGGCUGAAGCGCCUGCCGCGGACGUUGACGUGGAAGCGGAACUCGAAGAGGGAGUGCUCGUUCUCACCGAGGAUAAUUUCGAUUCCACGAUCAGUAAGCACGAAUUUAUCCUGGUCGAAUUCUAUGCACCAUGGUGUGGACACUGCAAGGCGCUGCAACCGGAAUAUGCGAAAGCGGCGAAACUGCUGGAGAAGGAGGGAAGCGAAAUAAAACUUGCAAAAUGCGAUGCCACCGUUCAUGCCAAACUUGCUACCAAAUUCAAUGUUCGUGGCUAUCCAACGCUGAAAUUCUUCCGAUCUGGCAAAGCACAGGAUUAUGGAGGAGGGCGUGAUGCUGGAUCAAUUGUCUCGUGGCUGAAAAAGAAAACUGGCCCCGUCGCUAAAACUAUACUGUCAGGCGACGAUGUUAAAGAUCUACGCGAAAACAACGAUGUUUGCGUCAUCGGAUACUUCAAGGCUAGUGCACUCCCCAGGCCAUUCUUUUGCACUCUUUUAGAUACCGAAGGCACAGACGCGAAACUGUUUUUGGAAGUGGCAGCCGGUUUCGACGAUAUACCAUUUGGCAUCACCACAGAAAAGGAUGCGGCCAAAGAGAUGGAACUCAAAGAUGAGGGUAUCGUGCUGCUGAAGAAGUUUGAUGAGCAACGAGCGGAGUUUGAUGAAAAGUUAACGGUUGAUUCGCUGAAGGCGUGGAUUCAGGCUCAGAGGCUGCCACUUGUGAGCGAAUUUACACAGGAUACAGCUCCAGUGAUUUUCGGCGGGGAAAUCAAAUCGCACAAUCUUUUGUUUGUUUCAAAGGAAAGUCCCGAAUUCCAGAAGCUCGAGAAGGAGUUCCGAGCUGCUGCUCAACAAUUCAAAGGAAAGGUCCUCUUCAUUAUCAUCAAUACCGACGUGGAUGACAAUGCACGUAUCGUUGAUUUCUUCGGUCUCAAAAAAGAUGAUUUGGCAGCAUUACGACUGAUCAAUCUUGAGGAAGAUAUGACCAAAUUCAAGCCCGAAUUCAAGGAUUUAACGACCGCGAAUAUUGUCGAGUUCACACAGAUGUAUCUGGAUGGCAAACUGAAGCCACAUCUGAUGACGCAGGAAAUUCCCGAUGAUUGGGAUAAGAAUCCAGUGAAGGUGCUUGUUGGGAAGAACUUCGACAGCAUCGCAAAGGAUACCAAGAAGAGUGUUAUCGUUCUUUUCUGUACGUAUCCGGUUUUCUUGUCCAUGAUAGUUCAUUUAUUUCAGGUCUUCAGGGUGGACUCCCAGUGCUUCUGUUUCCCACGUCGGCAGUAUUUUUUUAUUCAGCUUUUAUGA
Gongylonema pulchrum is the source of this 1344-nucleotide messenger RNA. The record is from the annotation of a GenBank genome assembly. NCBI's taxonomy places the organism in Eukaryota, Metazoa, Nematoda, Chromadorea, Rhabditida, Gongylonematidae.